This is a messenger RNA of Euleptes europaea (tarantolino), 1013 nucleotides long. RefSeq names its product ELL associated factor 1 (gene EAF1). Lineage: Eukaryota; Metazoa; Chordata; Lepidosauria; Squamata; Sphaerodactylidae. Gene Ontology annotation, biological process: positive regulation of DNA-templated transcription; regulation of transcription elongation by RNA polymerase II. The record is from RefSeq and is a predicted model, not a curated record. Gene Ontology annotation, molecular function: transcription elongation factor activity. The coding region runs from base 10 to 777 and encodes 255 amino acids. The transcript is spliced from 6 exons. Gene Ontology annotation, cellular component: super elongation complex.
GCCGGGGCCAUGAACGGCCUGGCGAACCCCCUGCUGGACAAGGAGGAGCACCCGCUGCAGCUGGGCGAGAGCUUCGAGCGGCACCCCAAGGCCUCCUUCCACACCAUCCGCUAUGAUUUUAAGCCUGCGUCGAUAGACACAUCCUGUGAGGGGGAGCUACAAGUCGGUAAAGGCGAUGAAGUUACCAUUACGUUACCCCAUAUCCCAGGUUCUACUCCUCCAAUGACAGUGUUCAAAGGAAAUAAAAGGCCGUACCAAAAGGACUGUGUUCUUAUCAUCAAUCAUGAUACUGGGGAAUAUGUACUCGAAAAACUAAGCAGCAGCAUUCAAGUCAAAAAGACAAGAGCUGAAGGCAGUAGCAAAAUCCAGGCCCGCAUAGAACAGCAAUCUGCCCGAGGCUCACAGACUUCCACCCAGUUCAGAACUCCUCCGAAGCCAGUAGCUGGACCCAAAACUUCCCCAUUGAAAGACAACCCUUCACCAGAGCCUCAGCUGGAUGACAUUAAAAGAGAGCUAAGAGCUGAAGUUGAAAUUAUUGAACAGAUGAGCAGCAGUAGUGGCAGCAGCUCGUCGGACUCGGAGAGCUCCUCCGGGAGUGAUGAUGAAACCUCCAGCAGCGAUGGCAACGAGGCCGCGCACCCUUCCCCUUCUCAGCAGUACAAUAACAAAAACGCUGUUGUCAACGGUACCAGCAGGCCGCAGGGAACCAAUCAGAUCAUGAACACUCUCAGAAAUGACUUGCAGUUGAGUGAAUCUGGAAGUGACAGCGAUGAUUAGACCAAAGUUUCUCCAUUGGGUUCCUGUUACAGAUGUGUCAAGAUGCAAAUAUUACUAAGCAAGAAUAAUGCUAAUGAAGAAGCUGGCUGGGGACUCGGCUGUGUGAGCGCAGCUUCAACUAACGUGACUUUUUGAGAAUGUUCAGAAACAAUGGCUAAUACUCGAUUUCCCAUUUGUAUAAAUUGUGUAUGUUGUGUAUAUUCUUUUAAAGUUUUAAAUAGAUAUGAAUAUACUAC